Xyrauchen texanus (razorback sucker) is the source of this 3764-nucleotide messenger RNA. Its product is annotated as sarcalumenin-like. The coding region runs from base 63 to 2438 and encodes 791 amino acids. Lineage: Eukaryota; Metazoa; Chordata; Actinopteri; Cypriniformes; Catostomidae. Gene Ontology annotation, molecular function: GTP binding. The record is from RefSeq and is a predicted model, not a curated record. The transcript is spliced from 7 exons.
CCUUUACCUCUCCUGGGGUAUAUAUAGCCUGAGAAGGGAACUGACCAGCUCUGGCAGUCAAUAUGAGGCUUUUCCUCCUCGCCUGCUGCCUGCUGGCUCUACUGGCACUCACCACAGCAGAUGCAGUGGGUUCUGAGAAUGAGCCACUUGUACCUCUGCAGUUGAAGCCUGAAGGCGAGCUAUUCGCCUGCUGUGAUGGCACAGAGGAAAUUAGCCAAAGCUCUUCCAAUGACACACCUGCACCAGAGAGACCUGUCUGUCAACCCUGCAGCACUGGUGGACAUAUUGUUACCACUGCAGAUGUGGUCAGCUCUAGUGAAGAGGAAGAGGGGGUUGUUCCAGGAGAGAAAGCUGAAGAGUUGAUUGAAGACGAGACAUCUUAUGAAGAAAUAUCAGAGGAGGAGACUCAGGAAGAGGAGGUAGAACUUGAGAAGGAAGAGACGUUUGAGGGAAUGAUGGAGAAAGAAGUUCUAGAGGUGGCAGAUGAUGUGGGAGAGAUGUCAGAACCAGAGGCUGAGGUAAACAGUGGUGUAGAGGCACCUAUGGCUGUUGAGGAACCUGUGGAAGAGGAAGCAGCUGAGGAGGCAGAUGAGGUUUUCCUGGCUAAAGAAGUUGUUGAAGAUGUAGAGGAAGUUUCCCAGUCUGAAGAGGAGGUUGUGGAGGUUUCUCAGAAUGAUGUGGAGGUAGAGGAGGAAGAGGAGGUUUUCCAGACUGAAGAAGAGGGUGAGGAGGAAGAGGCUUCCCUUGAAGAAGAGGAAGCUGUACCAGCAGAGAAUGGAGCAGAAGAACAGCCUGUGAUUGUGGAAGAAAGUGAGAGUGUCUCAGAGGAGCAACAUAAAUUCUUGGAAGAAUCUGAAUCCUUCAUAGAAGCUGAUAUGGUGGAAAUAGAAGAGGAUGCUGUAGCUGCUGCUGAGGAACUAGCAACAGAAGUUGUUGAGGAGGUUGUGGAAAUAGCCCAAGGGGUAACUGAGGAGGUUGCAGAACCUUCUCCAGAACAAAUUGUGAUCCAAGAUGUUCAUACACCUUCUGAAGUAGUAACAGUAGAAGAGGUGCCAGCUGAUGAACCAGCACGCAAAGCAUCUGCUAAAGUUGUGGAAACCCAUUCAGGUCCUGCCAUUAGAGAUCGGUCUCACGUUGAAGAAAUGCUGCGUCUGGCUAAAGCUGAAGCUUCGCAGGAAUUUGUUGAUGCCCUGAAAAAGCUGCAGCAUAUCUACAACACCGCAAUUAAACCCGUGGAGAAUGCCUACAAAUAUAAUGAGCUCAGACAGCAUGAAGUGUCAGAUGCAGAGAUCACAUCUAAGCCAAUGGUACUGUUCCUGGGUCCCUGGAGCGUUGGAAAGUCUUCCAUGAUCAACUAUCUUCUGGAUCUUGAUGACACUUCACAACAACUUUACACAGGAGCUGAGCCCACAACCUCAGAAUACACUGUACUAAUGCAUGGUGAGAAAGUUCGCACCAUUGAGGGCAUUGUCAUGGCAGCAGACAGUUCCCGCUCCUUCUCACCACUGGAGAAGUUUGGUCAGGGUUUCCUGGAAAAGCUGGUUGGAAUCGAGAUGCCACACAAACUCCUGGAGCGUGUCACCUUUGUGGACACGCCUGGAAUCAUUGAGAACCGCAAGCAACAAGAAAGAGGUUACCCCUAUAGCGAAGUGUGCCAGUGGUUUAUAGACCGGGCUGACCUUAUCUUCCUUGUUUUUGACCCAACCAAACUGGAUGUAGGAUUAGAACUUGAAAUGCUAUUCAGACAGAUGAAGGGACACGAGUCACAGAUCCGUAUCAUCCUCAACAAGGCUGACAGUCUGACAACCCAGAACCUAAUGCGUGUGUAUGGCGCCCUUUUCUGGAGCAUGGCUCCCCUAAUUAAUGUAACGGAGCCACCACGAGUCUAUGUGAGCUCCUUCUGGCCACAAGACUACGCUCCCGACACCAACAGAGAGCUUUUCACGCGUGAGGAGAUCUCUCUGCUGGAGGACUUAAAUCAGGUAAUUGAGAACCGCUUGGAGAACAAGAUCGCCUUCUUCCGCCAGCAUGGCAUCCGCGUACGCAUCCACGCUCUCCUGGUUGACCGCUACCUGCAGACGUACUAUGACAAGCUGGGCUGGUUCAGUGACCCUGAUGAGGUGUUCCGUGAUAUUGUCGGUGAUCCUGACAAGUUCUACAUCUUUAAAUCUAUUCUGGCCAAGACCAAUGUGAGUAAGUUUGACUUGCCGGAACCGGAGGCAUACCGGGACUUCUUUGGAGUGAAUCCUCCCGGUGGGCUUAAGCUUCUCUCUUCACACUGCAGCUGGUCAGGUGGCUGCCUGCUGGAGAAGAUUGAGAAGGCUAUUACAGAGGACCUGCCUGCUUUGCUCAGUAGCUUGGCAAAAAAGAAGGAAGCCAUCAUAGAGGCAGUUGCAGAGACCAAGGAGAAACCCAAAAACCGUUGGAGGAGACAGUGAAGGAGGGAGAGACUGAGAGAGGGGGAAUAAAAUAGAGGAGGGAAAAUGAAAGAAAGGAGGGAGAGAUGGGAAGUAUGGAAAAGUGUGAAGGUCUAAUCCCUACUGGAGUCACAAUCAAUUAGUCAUUGGACUGGGCACCAAGCAAAGAAUGAAUGAAUAAAUGAAUGAAUGGAAUCAUGGAUUGAAUAUUGGAUGGAUAAGAAUAACAGGUUAAGGAUAAAGCAAGAGAGAGGAUAUACUGAGAGCAUAGGAGAUCAAAUGAAAUAAAUAUGGUGUAAUAUUAUGACAGACUCUCAGAGAUGCAAGGUCAAGUAAACAUAGGAAGUACUGUAUAUUCUACCACUCAAUAUAAUAGACUUGAACAAAGGGAAUCAGUCUCUCUCUUUUUCCCUUUCUUGUUCUAAUUUAACUCUGUUAGCAAAACAAUUAUUUAACUUUUUUAUUUUUCAUGUGUGGAACAAUGCGAUGUCAUUUAUCGUAUUUUACAUUGGAAUGUCGUUGUAAAAGUGAUCAACAUCUGUGGUAGAAAGCUUAACUUCUUUACUAUAUGCUUUUGCCAUUACGUCAGACCCCACUUGAUUUGCACUGAUAAUUUUACUCUGUACAGUUGACUGGUAUUUGAGUUUUUGGUAAAUGUUAAGAACUACUAGUAUUACAUAUUAGAUACAUAUUGACAAUACUGCAUGUUAAAACUAUGGUGACAUUAAAGUUGUUUUUGCUUCUUGUAGAUUGUGACUAUCGAUUCACAGAAUAUGGAAAGUCAACAUUAAACUGGACAUUUAAGCCAAUAUAAACAGGCAUUUUAAAUUGUUAAAUUAAGAAUUGUAAAAUGCCUUUAUACUGUAUGAGUGGAUGGAUUGGGAGAGAGAGAUGGGUAAAUAAUCUGUUGAAUUUGGCCUCUUUAGUGUAAUUAAUUACAGCUGUUUGUGGGCUUGAAGAAAAGUUCAAACUGGUGAUUCCACUUUAAAGUGUAGAACUAAUUGUGAACAAAAGAUGACCCAAAUAUCCACUAGAUGGCGUAUCAUUUAAUUGAACUGGCUGCAAUAAAAAUAGGCUGCUGAUCACUAUUCAAUGACAAUCUUUGGCCUCAUAAAAAGUACUGUUUAUCUUAUCAUGUUGUUUAUCUGUUUUCAGCCUGUAAAUGAAACUACACAGCAGCAGCAAUCUAUACAUUUUUAUAUACAAAUAAAAUGUCAAGCAGGGUCAUUUACAUAUAGUAUAAUUGUCACAUUAUAGUUAUAUCAUUUGUAAUUAUAUCUCACAUGACACAUGAAUUGUAUAUACUAUAGAAUAUUAUGCUAUACAAUUAUAACAUAUUAUAAAAUA